AUGUCGUUUGAUGCUUCAGAUAUUUCUGACGGAGAGGAGGAUCAUGCCAUGGAUAACAUUCGUGCCAUGCUCCAAGAUUAUUACGGCACAGAUAAUGGCGAUGAGGUGAAGGAGGACGACUAUUAUGAUAUGGAUAGCAAAGUAUUCGAUAAAGAUAAGUAUAUCCCAAAAAUCCUAAAGGAACAGUCGCUCCCUGAGCUGAUCAAAACGAAUGUGCGUGUCAUAUCCGAAGCAAAGCAGCUCGAUUCGGAUAUGCAGAAACUGGUGUAUGAAAACUACAGCCGGUUCAUGAGUGCAUCCAAAACUGUCCGCACCCUUCAAGAGAACGUGGGUGACAUGGAAACCCGCAUGUCCUCCCUUCGGGAACGGAUCCAAGUGGUUUCGUCUGUCACGGACACAAUCGGCAGUAAUCUGGACGGAAAUCGAAGCAAAGUGGACAAGCUCGUGAGCGUCCGUCGUCUGUUGAAGAAGCUCCAGUUCCUCUUCGACCUCCCGCUUCGUCUGCAGCGCUGCGUGGAGCUGGAGGCCUACGACCAAGCAGUGGACUACUACACCUCGUCCACGAUGGUUCUGAACGACUAUCGCCACCUGCGCAGCUUCAGCACGAUCCAGGAUUCGGCGGACACGAUCAUGAACUCGCUCAAAACGAAGAUGCUGACGACCAUUCAAGAGCCCGACGUGCGCAUGACGCAGCUGGAAGACUUCGUGCGGUUGCUGAUGAAGCUGGGGCACCCGACGGCGGACCUGUCUACGAUCUAUCUGAAUUACCAUCGCGAUCGGCUGUCCGCGAUCAUCGAGAAAUACCAGAAGCUGGCGCCGCUGAGCGAAGACGAGAAGGAAAUCAUCGCGCUGAGCGGAUCCGAGCAGGAGGUCGAGGCGCUGCGAAGCAAGCAGAAGGUCACCAGCGAGUAUCCGCUGCUCCAGUUCAUGGGCAUGCUCGAGAAAGUGGGGAAACGGGGAAACGGUGAGGGGUAG
This is a messenger RNA of Blastocystis hominis, 975 nucleotides long. RefSeq lists its product as hypothetical. Gene Ontology annotation, cellular component: GARP complex; EARP complex; membrane. The record is from RefSeq and is a predicted model, not a curated record. The transcript has 4 exons. Gene Ontology annotation, biological process: Golgi organization; lysosomal transport; retrograde transport, endosome to Golgi. Lineage: Eukaryota; Bigyra; Opalinata; Blastocystidae. Bases 1 to 975 code for a protein of 324 amino acids.